This is a messenger RNA of Scatophagus argus, 2234 nucleotides long. It is a transcript of the gene cbx5, whose product is annotated as chromobox homolog 5 (HP1 alpha homolog, Drosophila). Gene Ontology annotation, molecular function: chromatin binding. The record is from RefSeq and is a predicted model, not a curated record. NCBI's taxonomy places the organism in Eukaryota, Metazoa, Chordata, Actinopteri, Scatophagidae. Gene Ontology annotation, biological process: negative regulation of transcription by RNA polymerase II; chromatin organization. The coding region runs from base 203 to 802 and encodes 199 amino acids. The transcript has 5 exons. Gene Ontology annotation, cellular component: nucleus; pericentric heterochromatin.
UAACCCGCGCUUUUUACGCACAGCACCUUUAUGUGAUCCAGCCUAGAUGCUAAAAUAGCCUGAGCAUUGGCCUCUUAGACCGCAGGUACACAAAAAACACGCUUUAUUGCUGGCGUUAGGUGGUCAAAAUCAACGGUCUACCCAUUUAAAGGGGAAGUGCUUUUGGCCUGCGACAGUGUCUUGUUCACAAACAAACUUUGCUAUGGGCAAAAAGUCUCGCGAAGAGGAGUCCUCAUCCUCUGAUGAGGAAGAAUAUGUUGUGGAGAAGGUGCUGGACAGGAGGGUAGUGAAAGGAAGGGUUGAAUUCUUCUUGAAGUGGAAAGGAUAUUCAGAAAAGCACAACACAUGGGAGCCAGAGAAGAAUCUGGACUGUCCUGAGCUUAUUGCAGAAUUCAUGAAGACCUACAAGAAAAGCAGCGGUGGGAGCUCCACACCGAGCAGCGGGGGCAGCAAAUCAAGCACAGGCUCCUUAGGACGUUCCAAAGACUCCAGUACCUCAAAGAAGAGAAGCUCAGAUGAUGACGAGGAGGGUGGAAGUAAGCCCAAAAAGAAAAAGGAGGAUGACAUUCUAGUUGCACGUGGCUUUGAAAGAGGACUUGAGCCAGAAAAGAUCAUAGGAGCAACUGACUCAUGUGGAGACCUAAUGUUUCUUAUGAAGUGGAAAGACUCUGAGGAGGCCGAUCUUGUGCUUGCCAAAGAGGCCAAUCAUAAGUGUCCACAGAUAGUUAUAGCUUUCUAUGAGGAACGUCUCACCUGGCAUGAAGACAGUGACAAGAAGGAGAAGGAUGCUGUCAGCGCGUGAGUGCAACACCUCAGGAGGAAACAGGACCUCCUCCACUGCAGGGACUACCUUGAGUCAGAUAUUUUUCACACCCAAAACCUCCCAUCCUCCCAACUUCGCCAUGUCCAACAACAACACAGAGACUGCUGACACACUCGUGUCAUAUCUCCAUCCAUGCCUCAUUGGAGCACAAGAGCCCAGGCUGCUGAGAAGGAUCCAUCAGACAGGAGGAGAGGCUGUAGCGGACAUGGGUGAUAUGUUACUGGGGUUAGGGUUUUUGCUGUUCUGUCUUUGUGUUCCUUACCUUCUUUAUAAUGUCUUAACACAUCAUGUUUUCAUGCUUACAGGAUGUGGUUAUGUCAGUAAGGUACUGUUAAAACUCAGAACCUUGACCUGAGCUCCACUGCAGGUGCCCAAGCCCCCAUCACCCCAGGUUUUUAUGAACAGUGCACCUUUUUGUUUAAGAAUCCACUAACCUCACCAAAAAAAAGUAGUCUCAAUAUUCAGGAAGCAACCACCACAGCACUUGCCUAACUGCAUAAUCACUUCCUUUUUUUAAGACUUUUAUCUUUUAUGGAUUUUUCAGUUUUCCUUGUCUUACUGGCAGAUUACUACUCAAUUUACAAAGUCACAGAUGACACAGGCCAAUCAUGUCUUUAUAACAAAGUAAUGAUAUAUUUGUUCCUUUUUUAUUGUCAUUUAUAUCUCUUCUCAUUUCCAAGUUUUAACGUGAACUUUGUGUGGUGUGUUUUUUUAAUUUCUUUAUGCUAUCACCACUUUAAGGAAAGGACAAUAAAACAAUUUUUUCUCAGUUUUGUACCUUUUUGUUUUUUCUUUUUAACUGUAGUGUUAAUUUUGGAUCAGUUCGAUGACGACCGGUUAGACAAUCUUCACUGUAUCCACGUGAAAUGAAACCAGCAUUCAUUGCCAGUCACUGCUGGGGUCUGCCCCCUUGUGGCUAAAAAAUGGAAAUCUUUUGGACUGUGUGACCAAUCUCUUACAACCCUGCAGUUUUAACGGUAUUAACUGAUCUUAGUGAAACUUUUUUUUUUUUUUUGUAUUACAGUGUAAAGUGGUGAAAGCCACUCAGCAAUUAGAGUGUUAUCAUUGUAAUGUUAAUUUGAAACAUUAAAAGCAGUUUCUGAUUGGAUUACGCAUAUCAUGUAUCUUAUUGUGGUUAGUCGUCUGUUAAAGUUUUCAUAAGGACGAUGUUGCUAAAUGGCAAGUGGAGGUCAAAUCGUAUACUCAGGAUAGAUGCCGGCUUUGUUGUGUGAUCUGGUGCGGUCCAACAUGAACUCUUGGGACCAAAUGUGUAAUGAGUACAGACUGAGACUGACUGAGUUUUCUUUUUUUCCUGGCUUUUAUUGGCAUUGUGAAUGAAGGCUGUGCAGUUCCCUUGGCAUAACUUAGAUUAUGGUUUUAGUGUCAUUUCAUUAAAAAUCUUGUCCUUUCA